AUGACCAACGAACAGACGACCACCCCUGACAUCUGGACUGAGAUGAAGGCGCUGAGAGACAUGGUGCACAACCUGGGAACCAUCGUGGUGGAGCAGAGAGAGAAGCUGAGGACGAUCGAGGGCAGAGGGACAGCCUGUGAGGCCCUGGAGGCCAGACUGAGAGCUAGCGAGAGAGAGCUGACCAUCACGAAGAAUGAUGUUGAGGAACUGAAGAGACAGAACACAGUCACGGAGCAUUCCACUGAACCGUCACCACCAAAAGUGGCUUUCUCUGCUGCUGGUUUGAACGGUAAACGACCCAUAGGUCCCUUCAAUACUGACAACAACCUGGUCUACACCAGAGUCAUCACUAACAUCGGCAAGGCCUACGACCCGAUUACAGGUGCCUUCACAGCACCAGUGAGAGGAGUCUACUACAUCCGAUUCACCGCUGCUCAACAUGGGCGUGGUUCAGAUUACAUGGGUAUAUCCAUGUUAAAGAAUGGGCAGGCGAUCAUGUCUAACUAUCAUUACAAUAGCCACGGAUACUGGGUCCAUUUAUCUAAUGGAGUCAUUCUGGAGCUGGAGGAGGGAGACGUGGUGUACAUGCGUCUCCCUGCGAGCUUCCGGCUCUAUGAUAACACAUAUAAUCAAAACAUCUUCAGUGGCUUCCUGCUUUUCACUGUGUGAGAACAUCAGAAAUACUGUAAUGGUCUCAUGUGAAGAAGAGUUUGUAUGUCAGGGCCUCGUGGAGCCACAAAGGCUCCUCUUACGAUCAAUAAACACAUCUUGAAAAGGG
This is a messenger RNA of Salvelinus namaycush (lake trout), 778 nucleotides long. RefSeq names its product complement C1q-like protein 2. The transcript is spliced from 5 exons. The record is from RefSeq and is a predicted model, not a curated record. The coding region runs from base 1 to 669 and encodes 222 amino acids. Lineage: Eukaryota; Metazoa; Chordata; Actinopteri; Salmoniformes; Salmonidae. Gene Ontology annotation, molecular function: protein binding.